This is a messenger RNA of Lolium perenne, 748 nucleotides long. NCBI's taxonomy places the organism in Eukaryota, Viridiplantae, Streptophyta, Magnoliopsida, Poales, Poaceae. The record is from RefSeq and is a predicted model, not a curated record.
AUGACCACCGGCACCGCAUUCGCCGCACAGCUCCUGCAGUCGCGCGCGUACGUCAUGGCCCAUGAACACGUCCACAGACCACAGUGUGUAGCUGUUCAUUCGGUACGAACUCUAGACAGGUGUGUGGCCUGCACGCACGUACGUGCUCUGGCAGCUGGCCAUUGCGAUCUGUCAAUCGAUUCGAGCCGUCCCGGACGACGGUCUCCAUCGUCACUAGUGACAAGUCCCAGGAGUUACCAGGAGGCGACGAGUCGUGCGCUCAGGACGUUCUUCCAGACUGGAGAGAGGAUCGCACUUCCGGAAGAGGAGCCACCUAGGCCGGGGCCGACUCCAGUGUGCCCAUCGAGGGAAGCUUUCGCGGCCACAUACUACGCACGGACUCCGGGCACGGGAAGUUCGCGGAACCGACCCUCUCCUGAUUCGUCGCGCGAGGGCACACCGAUGCACCCCGGCCGCCAUUCUCCCGGUGCUUCAGGGUUUUCACCUGCUGGCGAUGGUUCAGGCCAUGGUUCUACCUCGGUCCACCGCGACAAAGGCCGGAUGCAUGAAUGGACGAGUACGGAACUUGGUUGGUUCCCCUGAUCUUGGGUCCCCCUUAGCUAGGUGUCAAGCGGGUGUGCGUUGAUCGUAAGUGCCAUGUGUUGACGAUGUAUGAUGAUCGUGUGUGCUACAUGCCACAUAUUUGUAUCACGAUGAUGUUGUUGCUACGUUUGAUAUGAUGACGAUGAUGAUUAUGUGCUGUGCAAUA